GCAGCUCCCUCCAAGAUGGCGGCGGCGACGGCGGACCCGGGAGCUGGGAACCCGCAGGCUGGAGACUCCUCCGGCGGGGGCGCUGGGAGUGGGCUGCCGUCCCCGGGGGAGCAGGAGCUGAACCGGCGUCUGCAGCGCCUGUACCCCGCGGUCAACCAGCAGGAGACGCCGCUGCCGCGCUCCUGGAGCCCCAAGGACAAGUACAACUACAUCGGCCUCUCCCAGGGCAACCUCCGCGUCCACUACAAAGGUCAUGGCAAAAAUCACAAAGAUGCAGCCUCAGUGCGCGCCACCCACCCCAUACCUGCUGCUUGUGGCAUUUAUUACUUUGAAGUGAAGAUUGUCAGCAAAGGAAGAGAUGGGUACAUGGGAAUAGGACUCUCAGCUCAAGGUGUCAACAUGAACAGACUUCCUGGUUGGGACAAACAUUCCUAUGGUUACCACGGUGAUGAUGGGCAUUCCUUCUGCUCUUCAGGGACUGGCCAGCCCUAUGGUCCCACUUUCACUACAGGAGAUGUAAUUGGCUGCUGCGUCAACCUCAUCAACGGCACCUGCUUCUACACCAAGAAUGGCCACAGCCUAGGUAUAGCCUUCACAGACCUCCCGGCCAACCUCUACCCCACCGUAGGCCUGCAGACACCCGGGGAGAUUGUGGACGCCAACUUUGGGCAGCAGCCCUUCCUGUUUGACAUUGAGGACUACAUGCGGGAGUGGCGUGCCAAGGUCCAGGGCACUGUCCACUGCUUCCCCAUCAGUGCCCGGCUUGGCGAGUGGCAGGCGGUGCUGCAGAACAUGGUCUCUUCUUACCUGGUGCAUCAUGGGUAUUGUGCCACGGCCACCGCUUUUGCCCGAAUGACCGAAACCCCGAUUCAGGAAGAACAAGCAUCCAUAAAGAACAGACAAAAGAUCCAGAAACUGGUGCUGGAGGGCCGUGUGGGUGAGGCCAUUGAGACCACACAGCGCUUUUACCCAGGGCUGCUGGAGCACAACCCCAAUCUGCUCUUCAUGCUCAAGUGCCGACAGUUUGUGGAGAUGGUGAAUGGGACUGACAGUGAGGUCCGCAGCUUGAGCUCCCGAAGCCCCAAGUCCCAGGACAGCUAUCCUGGCUCCCCCAACCUCAGCCCCCGACAUGGCCCCAGUAGUUCCCACAUGCACAACACAGGAGCAGACAGUCCGAGCUGCAGCAAUGGCAUUGCGUCCACCAAGAACAAACAGAACCACAGUAAAUACCCUGCGCCCAGCUCCUCCUCCUCUUCCUCAUCCUCCUCAUCCUCCUCAUCCCCCUCUUCCGUCAAUUACUCGGAGUCCAACUCAACAGAUUCCACCAAGUCUCAGCCCCACAGCAGCACCAGUAACCAGGAGACCAGUGACAGUGAGAUGGAGAUGGAAGCAGAGCAUUACCCCAAUGGUGUGCUGGAGAGCAUGUCCACGCGCAUUGUCAAUGGCGCCUACAAGCAUGAGGACCUGCAGACAGAUGAGUCCAGCAUGGAUGAUGGGCAUCCUCGGCGGCAGCUCUGCGGGGGCAACCAGGCUGCCACAGAAAGGAUUAUCCUGUUUGGCCGUGAGUUGCAGGCACUGAGUGAGCAGCUGGGCCGGGAGUACGGCAAGAAUUUGGCCCACACAGAGAUGCUGCAGGAUGCCUUUAGCCUGCUGGCAUACUCAGACCCCUGGAGCUGCCCAGUUGGCCAGCAGCUUGACCCCAUCCAGAGGGAGCCUGUGUGCGCUGCCCUCAACAGCGCCAUUUUAGAGUCUCAGAACCUGCCAAAGCAGCCCCCUCUGAUGCUUGCCCUGGGCCAGGCAUCUGAAUGUCUACGGCUCAUGGCCCGAGCGGGCCUGGGAUCUUGCUCCUUUGCCAGAGUCGACGACUACUUGCACUAGCUGACCACGCUGGCUGGCCCCGCCUGGCCCUCCCUCGGCCCCAGGGCUGGAGCAGCCCUGCCCUCCAUAGGCACCUGGCGCAGGGACCUAGAAGCCAUGGGCAGAGUCCAUUCCUCCUGCCUGGCCUCUCCCUCUCCCUCCCCUUGUUCCUUUCUUUCUUUCCUUCCUUCCUUUUUCCCCUUGCCCUCUCUUUCUCUCCCCUUCACGUGCAGCGGCCUAUGACACAGUAUUGGCUGGUUACUCUCAUGUAGCGCCUCCUACUUUGAAAGGGGGUUUUGUUUUGAGAAGGGGUUGGGGAUUUUUUAAUCUUUUUUUUUUUCCCUCCUGACUGAGCCACCAGUAUUUAUCUCUGGAGAGUUUGUGCUGAGCUGGUUUCUGCUAGUUUAGUGAUAAAGCCUAUCCAAGUUGGUGAUAGCUUAUUAUUUUCGUAAGUAAAAAAAAAAGAGAUUAUAUAUAUAAAUAUAUAUAUAUUAAAAAAAGACACAGUAUUUAUCGUAGCGUUAGUGGUCCAGCACCUCUUGGGUGAGGCUGUCCAGACACCAUAUGUUUUUAUUUGAGUCCAACUCAUUAAAAAAGAAUCAUCUCUGUCUCCUCAGCCAAGUGAUUUGUUUAUUUCAGGCUUCCCGUUUGUUGAGCCACAGGCCCAGCUGCAGCCUAGGGAAGCCCAGUAGGUUUCAGGGGGCCACUUGGUGGGCAGGUCAGGCUAAGCUGGUUUGCAGAAUCUGAGAGGUGUGCGUCCCUAGGCCCCUGAGAGCUGGACUAAGCAGAGAACUGUAAGGCCGAGGGUUCAGAGAAGGGAUGAGUUGGCCCAGGGCUACAGAGCAAAGCAAGGGAGCAGAGGGUCCUUGGCCAGCACGCUACCAUUCUACCCUGCCUCUCACUGCCUGCCUUGCCCCUCUCUCUCUCCGUUUUUCAAUAUCCUGCCUUCCCUUGUUGUUACGAUGGCCAAAUAAUUCAUUUACUCUAAAUUGAUUGCCUGGAAACUACCUGCCUUUGACCUGAGAGCUGCUGUGUGUCAGGCUGUGGGGAGGAAGUCUCCGUUCCCAGGGCAGAGGCCCUUGAGUACCGGGGAACCUUCUUCCUGCCUGGAUCGUCACCGUCUCUGCACAGCUUUGAUGGAAUCGAUGCUUUCUGUUGAGAAGCCAGGACCUUACGGAGGCAGGUUCUUGGGCUGCCAGUCGCUGGAGUGUGUAGAACCCUUGACCCCCUUGGCCAGGUGUCACUGCACCUUGGCCCCGACCUCUGUUAGGAAAGACUGUUAUGAGUAUUUGGGGCCGGAGGAAGGACCUCAUGGGCUUUACAAAUGUCCCACCAGCCAUUUCAGAUGGAUCCUCACAGCUGGUGGGACAAAAACAGUCCUGAUACUGCCAUCAAGGAGUCAGGAGAAGAAAGGCUGAAAUGACUGCAAGGACUUGGGCAGGCCAUCUGUGGAGAGGACUAACUGCCCAGGAGGAGGAAUGGGAGGAGGCCUACCCAGAGGAGCACCAGGAGGGGCUGGGAUUUCCCCACCUGCUUCACAGUGAGAGGGAGCUCACAAGCAGCCCCUGAAGGGGCAAGGCCAGAAGUUGAACUUGCAGCCCCUGCCUGGAUCUGGACUAGGCAAGCUCCCACUCUCCUUCAGUGGACAUGGGAAUGGUCGGUACAGCCUGAGACAUUCAGUGCCCACCACGCCCAUAGCUGGACAACAAGAAAAGUGAUUGAGUUGGACCAACUGCUGGUGAUGGAGUCAGGGCCCUAGCCCAGUGCUCUCCCAGAGUUAUGCCUUGGGACAUGACCCUAUCGGCUGCUGCUUUUCCUUGGGCCCCACCAGGGCCCCAGCUGGCAGCCCACAGACCAUGGCCUGUUGAGGAGGUGUUGUCUUGUAUGUAAAGGAAACUCAUCCUGCGCAAGGCUGGGGAUGUCUGGCUCCCAAACCCAGAGGUCAGAAACAUCAGGCUGUUAGAAUGGUCAGAACCAAGCAGGAUUGGGAAUUAAAACCCGAGGCUUUUGCAGCUGGAAUGGGGUUCAGAGAACAUCUACUCUGCCAAUCCUCUCCUAUUUCAGAUAAGGAAACAGGCCUAGGAGAUUAAGUGACUUCGCCAAAGUCACACAGCAAAUUAGUGGCAGAGCUGGGACUAACCUUAUCUCCAUGGUUUGGGCAACACUGUUUAGUCCUAAAGAUGAAUGGCGAGUGAGGGGUUAGGCUGGCGAGGCCUCCAGCAGUGUCUGAGCAGCCGGUACCUUCAGGGGUGUGUCAGGGAUGGGGAUGGGUGCCUGGGCUUGGGUUGUGGAGUGGCUGAGAGAGGCCCCAGGAGGGCCCAGGACAGCUGUGUGCUGCUUGGGGAUAGGUGUCCACCUGGCUCGCACUCAGUACCCAUGGCCACCUCCCCAUUUUCUGUGCCUUAUCUCACUGUUUCAGCUGAGUCCAAGUUGUUUACUCUGUUCCUCUCCAGAGGGGCUCUCUGUCCCAGUUGGACAGCUUACCUUUGGGACAUAAGCCUUUGCCCCACAAGCCAUGGAGAGGACCAAAACCAAGCUGCUUGAGCCGACUGUCUUGGUGAUAGUCCGGGCCUGCCUGCCAGCCAGAGGAGCCCCUUAUGCACACCCAGGCCUACCAGCCUGCUUCUGGGAGCCGAGAGUGGGGAAGGCACCUGGGAGGAGCCCCGGUGAAGGACUGGACCUGACCCAAGGGGACAGGAAGAAGAUUUGGCUCUGUUGGGUUGUUCAGCCCUGGAGGAGCAGCCUUCCUUCCUUCCUUCCUUCCUUUUUCCCCUUGCGCCACCAAAUGGUCACUCCUUCCAGAGCAGAAACUGGCAGACCAGAACCCCUGAUCCUUACCUACAUGGGUCUGUUGCUGGGUACAGGCCAUCAGAACAGGGACACCAAGAGAUGGAGAAGUGGGGACUACCUGGCCUCCCUGCGCCUUCCUACCCCUUAAGCAAGCACAAAGAUGAAGCAGAGAACUGUCAGAACUCAAAGUUCCUUUGGUUGCUCACAACUCAGGUAUGCACGCCCUGAGGCAGCCAGGCAGCAGAGCUCUACUUGACCACCAGUCCCAUGUACCCGGACCUGUGGCCAGAUUGUGGACUGUGGCUGCCUCAGGCACUGCCUCUUUGCAUAGAGUUUUCCUCCAUUAGUAACCACAGCUGAAACAGAUGUCCUCCACAUUGUGCACACUGGUUCUGCCUUUGUCUUCGCAAGUUGAUAUUUGGCAUUAGCAUGAAACUUGUGGGCGUGGGAGGGUUUAGAGAGAAUUCUAAUACAAAACAUCCUAUUAAAUUGUACUUGAGAGAUGAAAAAACUCCUGUUGUAUUUUGACAGAAUUAUUUUUAUUAAAAUAUACAUCCAUGAGCAGUCA
This is a messenger RNA of Equus quagga, 5215 nucleotides long. It is a transcript of the gene RANBP10, whose product is annotated as RAN binding protein 10. Gene Ontology annotation, cellular component: cytoplasm. Bases 16 to 1878 code for a protein of 620 amino acids. The record is from RefSeq and is a predicted model, not a curated record. Gene Ontology annotation, molecular function: protein binding. Lineage: Eukaryota; Metazoa; Chordata; Mammalia; Perissodactyla; Equidae. The transcript is spliced from 14 exons. Gene Ontology annotation, biological process: cell surface receptor signaling pathway; cytoskeleton organization.